Messenger RNA from Symbiodinium sp. CCMP2456, 1977 nucleotides. Lineage: Eukaryota; Dinophyceae; Suessiales; Symbiodiniaceae. The record is from the annotation of a GenBank genome assembly.
AUGGCGCGGCAGGCAGCAGCCGGGCAGACUGUGGACUUGGAAGAACAGGAAGCACUUCUGUCAACAGAGACCUCGGGCGCUAGUAACUCUUGUCUGCCGUUGACGAGAGGAACCCUGCUGGUGGCUGGGGGGCUGGUGAGCAUCUUUCUGGUGGUCUUCAGCGCCUUUGUGGACAAUUGGCUGUGGCCGGUGCUGGGUUUGCUGCUUUUGAUGGGCCAUAGCCUACUGCUUAAGGCCACCGCAGACAAGGAAGGCCCUUCCGGGGUUUCGUCUGUGGCCUUAGCGUGCGAGACCUUGGCCUACUUGGCUUUGGUGGCCACGUAUCUCUUCCGUUCCUUCAUGGUUCCCUCCUGGUGGUGGGUGGCGAACGCCUUUCUCUUGUUGCUUUCAGCAGGCGCUGUGGCAACUGUGGCUUGCCGCUACCUUGGCAGCAGCAGCUCGGGCGCGGAAAAGGCCUCAAUACUAGGCUAUUUCUUGCUUGCUUUUGCGGACCUUCUUGUGGCUCUCCUGCUCCUCUUGGCGGGCAGUGCAGCGGUCCAAGAAUGGAUAGGAUCGCGGCUUUUCUCCACGGUAUUGCAAGGCAUGAUCGCCCGUGUCCAGACUUCGACACGUAGCUACACGGGACCCCUUCCGAGUUUCCCGACGUGUGACCUCACCACAUCGAGCUGCAGUCUCGGGGACUUUGAGCAAAACCAAUGGACCGUGGUCCGCGCCGGGGGAUCUACGAGCUGCCUUGUUGGGGAUUUCCAGUACCUGGUUUACAGAGGAGAUCCUGAAAAAGUCCUUUUGCAUCUCCAUGGCGGAGGGGCUUGUUGGAACUGGGUGACAUUUGUCAUCGAAGCAUGUUCUCGGGAUUGGACAAGCACGAUGGAAUUCGGUGGUAUUUUCGACCCUUCCAACCGAGCCAACCCGUUCUAUGGGUAUACGAUGAUAAAUGUUCCGUACUGCUCCGGUGAUGUCUUCGGGGGUGCCAAAGAGAACUUCUGGAUCCUAGCCAACCAAACCGGCAGUGCUUGGAAGAAGCAGUCCGGCUACGCGAAUCUGGAUGCAGUCAUGACUUGGACCGAGGCGCAGUUCCAGAACCAGGACGGUCUAAACCAGCUCACGAGCUUCGUGGCGUCGGGGGACUCUGCUGGGUCCUUGGGGCUGCAGGUUUGGGGCUCUACCAUUCUGAAUCGCCUCAAGGGCAAGUAUGACUCCAAGGGCACCUACUUGAUCUUGGACUCCUUUGUCGGGGCCAUGGCUGAUAACAGAGACCUGCUCCAACGCCAGGUGAUGGACUUCUGGAAUUUCUGCGAUUCAGGCGUAGUGCCGGCGAACCUGCAGUCGAAGUGCCACCCGGACACUCUCUUCUUAAGGGACUUCGUGAAAGAUACCCUGACCGCAUUCCCCGAUGUGCGCUAUCUUCCGGUGGACAGCAAGUUUGAUGAAAUUCAGAUUGCUUUUGCGGACAUGCUCGUGGCUUUGGACAGCCUCUGGAUCCUGGUCACGCAGGGGUUGGACAACGUGCCAUUGUUUAACGACACAGCUUUCUAUAAUGAGAUUAGCGAGAUGCUUGCCAGGUUCGUCUCUUUUCCUCAGUUUGCGGUGUAUCUGGUGAAUUCGAGCCAGCACACCUACACCGGCUAUCCCCUACGUGACAUCUUACGGGUGACGCCUGCCGGCGCCCAGAACGACUGCAGCGACCCGGACGUCGGGGAGCGCCUGCUUCCUUGGCUGGCGCCGAGGCCUGAGCGGCCUCCCUAUCAGUGCUAUGAUCUCCUUCGAGAUUCAUCGAAAUGGACAGGGAUGUACUGCUCCGAUUCCCUGCCGUGGAUGGCAGGGAAGUGCGAUAAGCUUUCAGCAGACAAGGCAGAGAAAUCGGAGAAAGUGGCCAAAUCUGAGGAAGUCGAACAUCCCGACAAAGUGGACACGCCAGAGGAAGCGGACAAAGCCGAAAACGUGGACAAAUCGGAGGAAGACGAAGCUGAGAAAUGA